Messenger RNA from Mastomys coucha (southern multimammate mouse), 6884 nucleotides. RefSeq names its product spermatid perinuclear RNA binding protein (gene Strbp). The record is from RefSeq and is a predicted model, not a curated record. The transcript has 18 exons. The coding region runs from base 385 to 2403 and encodes 672 amino acids. Gene Ontology annotation, molecular function: single-stranded RNA binding; double-stranded RNA binding. Gene Ontology annotation, cellular component: precatalytic spliceosome. Lineage: Eukaryota; Metazoa; Chordata; Mammalia; Rodentia; Muridae.
CCCCCGGAUUGGCCAAUGGGCGUACUCGGCGGCGUCACGUGCUCGCCGCCGCCGCCGCGGUCGCUGCCGAAGCCGAGCUCGGAUCCGCGAGCGCCACCAAGGCAGCAGCCGCCGCAGCCGCCGCCGCUGUGUUGAGGAGCCGGAGACGCGGGCGGACGAGGUGGCGGCGGCGGCGGAGCGGGAGCGGGGAGCGGACGCGGGCGGAGCGCGGCGGCGCGGGUGCAUUCCAGAGAACAAUUUUCAAACAUCUUUGCUUAUAUUUGACAUUGAGCAGUCGGGAUUCAGGCAUAUGAGGAGGUACUGUCACACAAAACAGUGUCUAGUGAAGACGACAAGAAAGAGAGAAAAAGAUCGGAAAAAGAAACUAAAAUAUCAUAGGAAACCAUGAGAUCUAUUAGAUCUUUUGCCAAUGAUGAUCGCCAUGUUAUGGUGAAACAUUCAACAAUCUAUCCAUCUCCAGAGGAACUUGAAGCUGUGCAAAAUAUGGUGUCUACUGUUGAAUGUGCUCUUAAACAUGUCUCAGAUUGGCUGGACGAAACAAACAAAGGCACAAAACCUGAGGGGGAGACAGAAGUAAAGAAAGAUGAAGCUGUGGAAAACUAUUCCAAGGAUCAAGGUGGCCGGACAUUGUGUGGUGUAAUGAGGAUUGGCUUGGUUGCAAAAGGCUUGCUGAUUAAAGAUGAUAUGGACCUGGAGCUAGUCUUAAUGUGUAAAGACAAACCCACGGAAACCCUGUUAAAUACAGUAAAAGAUAACCUUCCUAUUCAGAUUCAGAAACUAACAGAAGAGAAAUACCAAGUGGAACAAUGUAUAAAUGAAGCAUCAAUUAUAAUUCGGAACACGAAAGAGCCAACACUGACUUUGAAGGUGAUACUUACUUCCCCUCUAAUUAGGGACGAAUUGGAGAAGAAGGAUGGAGAAAAUGUUAUGAUGAGAGACCCUCCAGAUUUAUUGGACAGGCAAAAAUGCCUGAAUGCCUUGGCUUCUCUUCGACAUGCCAAAUGGUUUCAGGCAAGGGCAAAUGGAUUAAAAUCAUGUGUAAUUGUCCUCCGCAUUCUGCGUGAUUUGUGCAACAGAGUACCCACAUGGGCACCAUUGAAGGGAUGGCCACUAGAGCUUAUUUGUGAAAAGUCUAUAGGUACUUGUAAUAGACCUUUGGGCGCUGGGGAGGCCUUGAGACGAGUAAUGGAGUGUUUGGCAUCUGGAAUACUACUUCCUGGUGGUCCAGGUCUUCAUGAUCCUUGUGAGCGAGACCCAACAGAUGCUCUAAGCUAUAUGACCACUCAGCAAAAAGAAGAUAUCACCCAUAGUGCACAGCAUGCACUUAGACUAUCAGCCUUUGGCCAGAUUUAUAAAGUGCUGGAGAUGGACCCUCUUCCGUCUAGUAAGCCUUUUCAGAAGUAUUCCUGGUCAGUUACUGAUAAAGAAGGUGCUGGCUCUUCAGCUCUAAAGAGGCCAUUUGAAGAUGGAUUAGGGGAUGAUAAAGAUCCCAACAAGAAGAUGAAACGAAACUUAAGAAAAAUUCUGGAUAGUAAAGCAAUAGACCUUAUGAAUGCACUAAUGAGAUUAAAUCAGAUCAGGCCUGGGCUUCAGUAUAAGCUUUUGUCACAAUCUGGCCCAGUCCAUGCCCCAGUCUUCACAAUGUCUGUAGAUGUGGAUGGUACAACAUACGAAGCCUCAGGACCAUCCAAGAAAACAGCAAAGCUUCAUGUGGCAGUUAAGGUUUUACAGGCAAUGGGAUACCCAACAGGUUUUGAUGCAGAUAUUGAAUGUAUGAGUUCCGAUGAAAAAUCAGAUAAUGAAAGCAAAAAUGAUACAGUAUCUUCAAACUCAAGCAAUAAUACUGGAAAUUCUACAACUGAGACCUCCAGUACCUUAGAGGUAAGAACUCAGGGUCCUAUCCUCACAGCAAGUGGCAAAAAUCCUGUGAUGGAGCUCAAUGAAAAAAGAAGAGGUCUCAAGUAUGAACUCAUCUCAGAAACUGGUGGAAGCCAUGACAAGCGCUUUGUAAUGGAGGUAGAAGUAGAUGGACAGAAAUUCAGAGGUGCAGGUCCAAACAAGAAAGUGGCCAAGGCAAGUGCAGCACUAGCUGCCUUGGAGAAGCUGUUUUCUGGACCCAAUGCGGCAAAUAAUAAGAAAAAGAAGAUCAUUCCUCAGGCAAAGGGCGUUGUGAAUACGGCAGUAUCUGCAGCAGUCCAGGCAGUUCGGGGCAGAGGAAGAGGAACUCUGACAAGGGGAGCGUUUGUGGGGGCUACAGCAGCUCCUGGAUAUAUAGCUCCAGGUUACGGAACCCCAUAUGGUUACAGCACAGCUGCCCCUGCAUAUGGUUUGCCCAAGAGAAUGGUUCUGUUACCCGUUAUGAAAUUCCCAACAUAUCCUGUUCCCCACUACUCAUUCUUUUAGCAAAUGACAGAAGCUCAUUCCUAUUGAACAACAAUACAGUACAAUGCAGAAUGUUAGAGAAAAAGCCUUUUUAUCCUGCUUUCUUUGAACACAUACUUACUUGAUCAAAAUUAUUUGUAAAGAACAUCUUUCCUACUUUUUGAUUUUAACAAAUGCAAAUUCAGUUCUCUAAAACUUGAAAACAAACAAAAGAAACCAGUUCUGUGAAACGGUACCUCAUUCCUGGAAAUAAUUUAUACCAGCCCCUUCGUUGUAGGGAAGUCUAGCAGCUCAAAGUUGACGUUUUAAGAGAGUAUCAGAUUAUGUAAAGUUAAAUUUGUGAAGGAUGUAUAGAGUCUCAACACUGAUCACAAAUAAACUGCUUUGUUGUAACACAGAGUACUGCCUGGUUCCUGACGCAGUCACUGAUUGGUAGCUGAGUGAUAUGUGCUUACUCCAGGGCACUUGAAUUUGGGCUGUAGUUAUUUUUUUUUUAAAUACAGUAGAAACCUUUCAUUUAAACCUUAACUUUGUAAAUAACGAAGUGUGUAAUUAAAGCCAAUAAAAUAUGGGUUUGAAUAUUGUUUUAGCUUAUUAUUUUUGAUAUGUUUUGGUAUCAAAUUUCAAGGAAUUGAAAACUAGUAAUAACUUGGCCCUAGAAACCCAUUUAUUUGUAAGCAAGCUGCUAAAAACAAAGCAAAGAUGAUUUCUCAAUCUCUUCAUUUUGUAAGCUCUUUGUACUCCAGCUGUACAAGGGCAUCCCCAUGAUAAGAUUACAUUCUGUUAUCCCAGCAUUGCUUAUUAAAAUGUUGGCACCAUCCAAAGAUGGGGAAGGAGGAUUGUGAUUAUUUUAGUUUACGAAUUUUCAAGUUAAAAAAAUAAAUUAAUCAAUCACCCUCUUUUGUUCUUGUGGCCUUCUUCACUCUGUAAGACUCUGUGUUCACUCCUUGACUUUUCACAUGUAGAUAGAUGAUUAGCAGUUUUUUUUUUUAAUUCCUUGAAGGGUCUCCUUUCCUCUUCUUUGAUAUCAGAAUCUAAAGCAGCAACAGGAUCCCCAUAAAAACUCGCUCUCUGAUUGUCCCAGUUCUUGUUGAGUGCUGCUGUGAAAAGUGACAGGUUUCAGCCAUGGGUCAGCAUUUACUUUUAAGACACCUGAUUAUACUGGUGGAAACUGAGAGCCAGUAACAUUGUGCUGUUCUGUGAAGGGUGCAGACCCAAGUCCUCCCUUGCAUUCUCACUGUGUUUGGAAAGCUGAUGAUGUUACUAGAAGGGAAUGGUUUCAUUAAGGUACUCACCCCCAUUCAGCCAUGAGUGUAGUCUUCUACAGACACAAGUCACUAUUUUUAAAAAUGACUUAGGAAGUUACUACUUUUCUAUUAAAUUCCUUUUCGAAACCAAGCAGUGUCCAUCACUUGAAAGCAGUCUUAAUAAACUUAUGUACCAGGCUCCUUUGGAAGGGAAGGCGAGAUGAGCCUGCGGGCACAAGUGCUGCUCAGAUAUGUAUUACAUAGUCGUUUGUUCCUUUCCUUGACCUUUGUUUUCUACUAGUGGUGGGUGAUACUUUAAUAAAACCUUGUCACUUGCUGAAAAGAGCUUUAACUUGUCAUUUUCAUCAUGUGUGUUAGUGCAAGACAUAGUGGAGCAGGGCCUCUUUCAGCUGGGAGUUUUCAUGUUCAUUGAUUUGUUUUGCUGACCUAUGGAUGAAACAGAGCCAUCACUGAGAAGAAAAAGCAUGGCUGCUAGUGUCCAGUUUUUAUUAAUUAAAUAUUUACAAUGGUCCUGUUUUUUAAAAUACUAUUAAUUGGCAGUUGCAGUUGUAUUGUUAUUUGAAAUUGAUCAUCAAAUUUGGACUCUAGGCUGGAGUCUGCCUUGAGAUUUCUUUUUAGAAAAGACUUUUGCAGUCUCUGACUCUGCUUCAUAACUCACCCCCUCUCUGAUGGAGGAGGAAGCUGUGCUGUUCUCCAACAUGAUGGCCGUCAUUUCAAAUGGUUCCUACCAAGUCUUCCCCCUUUCUUCUUAAUUUUGUUGUUUGUUGGAAGUUACUAACCAUGUUGUAAACCUGCCCAGUUGCUGCAAACUUUUACAUUUCUCUGCUUUACUUAAAACAAUGGAGCUGUUGACCCUAUGUUAGAAGUGGUAACCAUGCAAGUUCAACUGUUUAAAUUCUGUAAUGAAUUAAGUGUCCUCCCACCUUUUGCCCUUCCCACCCUUCAUUUUGUAAUGAAAAUUCCACUUACAGUUGAAAGAGCAGAGAAAUAUAAAUGAAGCUCUUAGCUUCGUCCAUUUGUGUGAGAUUAACAUAAAGCUCUGCUUCUCUGCUCUUUUCUCCACUGUAGGUGGUUUUUUCAUUGACAGCCCCUAUUGCCAGCCUCUGAGCGUCGCACCAUUUAUUAUUCACUUGGGCCCUCAAGAUUUCUUCUCUGACUUCUAGAACCAUCAGGUUGUCUGGCUUGAAUGGCAAUUUUAUAUCUUGGUCUUAAGAGCAAUGUGACCCACUAAGGCUUUCCAGCUUUCAGAUCCACUCUAACCCUUUUUGAAAUCAAUGACUGAGAAUUUUAAAGAAGAGCAAUACUUUGUCCAAAGCCAUGAUGUCUGUUUUAAAGCUCUCCUUUUGGACAUGUAGCAAUAUCUAGAUGUAAGCCCUUCAGUGUAGCUCUUAUCAGGGAGUUUACAGAUCAAUGUAGAACUUAGAAUCUGUGUGAGCUGUGCAAUCCUCUGACACUUUUUAAUCGUUUUUAGUACAUAACUUGAGCUUUUACUUUUCUGGCUUUGCCAGCUAGCAGUGUUAUAAUUAAUCUGAGACAAGUGUCCUCCUUAAGCCAUAUCUUUUGGUGGGGGCCGGCGCUUCACCAGAGGUGUGGCUGGCAACCUGUGUCCCUUAAGGCUGCAGGAGUGCCGCAUCUCUUGUGCCCCAUAAUGGCUCCUUAGAUUUCCAACAUACCUCAUACUGAUGAGGUUCGGUGCAUUGUAUGGCAAAGUAAGGGGUUGGGUUCAGUAGCUCCUGAAAUUGUUUGUAAUCUCUCAAACUGUUACUCUUGGGAAUGAAAUACUUAAUGGUUUUGCUUGGAUUAGCAUUUUCUUUUUUCUUCUUCUUCCUUUUUUUUUUAAAUGGGUGAAUGUUUGAAAAUCAUGAAUCAGUCACCGUAAUUAAUUGAAGAGCUGGGAAUACCUGUUAAUGUAUUUUUAAAACUGGUGUUGGACCCUCUGUGUAUUUCAGGUUAAUACUUUUAAGCAGUUUUCAGCACGUUUAUCUCACUUUAUUCUCGUUCUCCUCGGACCUCCGUAGCCAUAUCACUUGUAUAAAAUAGGCUGAGAUAUAGUGACUGUAAGCUGUGAUCUCAGUAUUCAAAGGUAAGCUCUUUUAUUUUCUGAUUAAAGAAAACAAUAACCAAUUAACACAACAUGCAUAUAUGACAAUCAUAUGAUAUAUUUGAUCUCUUAGGUCUUAUGCCACUGCAUUAACUUUAAAGUUUUAUGGUCUAAAUGUAAAAUAGUAAUUUCCGGCAUUUGUUUUAAUACUCUUGUAAACACUUUAUAUUUAAAAUAAACAUUUCACAUUCACUGAGUCCAGUGUAUGUGGGUAAAAAUGUAGGAUAUAAUGUAUAUGUAAUUUAUACAUACAGAGGCACCUGUUUGAAUAUAAUAAUACAGUUGUAGUAGCACUAUCUAAGCAAAGCAAAAUGACAGGGCACUGUCUUAUUCAAGGAGCUAGGAUAUCAGAAGCAGUAAUGGUGGUGACGUGCUAUAGAAUUCAUGUGCAUUUGCUGCACAGGCUGAGGGGUACAAGUGCCAGUCUCUCAAGAAGAUCACCUUCUUUGACCUGUGUUGCAUGCUCCAAUACAGCAACAGCAAGAAGCCAUUAAAAAAGCAAUAGAAAAUCAAAGACAAAACUAUAAACUGUGGGAAAUAUAUGUAAUUGGCUGAGUUAAGCUAAUUAUUUACAGAAUCAACUUGAGCAGGACUCAUAAAAGCAAAUACUGAGUCUGCAGAAACCAAAUCUGCAUAAGGAAUCUGUCUGUCUGCCUGUCUCUCUGUCUUUUUCAAGUUAGGAAGCUAGAAUAUUAUUUCUCACUGUAUUGAGUCAAGAACAGAGUUCAUUUAAAGGAUGUCAGUAUUAGGCCAAACCUUUAUCCACAAAUACACCUCAUUAUAUUAGUUGUUAUAUGCUAAAGCUGUAUGUGUGUACAUGUUUGUAUAAAUGAAUUUUAUGUUUUACAUUUCUUUCUAUAGCAGCUUCUGUUCAUCUCUAGCAUUAAGGCUGCUGGAACUUUGUUCCCACACAGAACCUGUUCAUGAGGUCGGCUUCAGUUAAAGGCUGUACAAAGCAGAGCAGAGAAGUGCAGUGCACUGCAGUCCUGUUCCUGCUGAUGCCAGGUCCUUUUCUGGGACCAGGGAACAGAGGCUUUGACCAGUGGAAGCAUCUUAAGUCUGAAAGUUUCCUGAUGGAGUUUGUGAUAGAAUUGGCCUUUUUGUAAAUAAAAACCCUACUUUGGGAAAUAGUA